Messenger RNA from Sinocyclocheilus grahami, 669 nucleotides. Its product is annotated as glutamate receptor ionotropic, delta-1-like. Bases 1 to 669 code for a protein of 222 amino acids. The record is from RefSeq and is a predicted model, not a curated record. Lineage: Eukaryota; Metazoa; Chordata; Actinopteri; Cypriniformes; Cyprinidae. The transcript is spliced from 5 exons.
AUGAAAGGUGCCAUUUUUGAGGAGAACGCAGCACGGGAUGAUGAGGUGUUUCAGUUGGCGAUCUCUGACCUCAGCCUCAACGAUGACAUUUUGCAGAGCGAGAAAAUCACCCACUCCAUAAAAUAUAUCGAACCCAACAACCCCUUUCAGGCAGUCCAGGAAGCAUGUGAACUGAUGACACAGGGGAUCCUAGCCUUGGUCACAUCUACAGGCUGUGCCUCGGCCAGUGCUCUGCAGUCCCUGACAGAUGCAAUGCACAUACCACACCUUUACAUCCAGCGAAACGCUGAAGGAUCACCUCGCACCGCAUGCCAACUCAAUCCAAGCCCCGAUGGAGAGCGAUACACCCUCGCAGCAAGACCGCCUGUCCGUCUAAGUGAUGUCAUGUUGACGUUAGUUGGUGAACUGCAUUGGCAGAAGUUCAUCGUCUUCUAUGACAGUGACUAUGAUAUCCGUGGACUACAAGUCUUUCUGGACCAGACAUCAAGACAGGGUUUGGAUGUGUCUCUGCAACGAGUGGAUAGGAACAUCAGUGGCGUGUUUUCCAGUUUGUUCACCUCCAUGCGCACAGAGGAGCUCAACCGCUACAGGGACACUCUCAGAAGGGCUAUCCUGCUCCUGAGCCCACAUGGAGCACAGGUCUUCAUCCAUCAGAUCAGAAACCUGUGA